Messenger RNA from Mesorhabditis belari, 807 nucleotides. NCBI's taxonomy places the organism in Eukaryota, Metazoa, Nematoda, Chromadorea, Rhabditida, Rhabditidae. The record is from the annotation of a GenBank genome assembly.
AUGCAAUCAUAUCGUCACGCACAAAAAGAUGGCGUUCGAUUGGCCAAGUUACAGAUGGGAAAACGGCCGGCUAGACGAUGGCUCUGGACUCCAUUCGACAAUCAAGCACGUGAAGAUGGAUUGAAGCUUUCCCAUUGGAUGAGAGAAGAUCGGAUAAAUCCUUCACAACCAUACGUUUUCGCCAAGUUUAAUAAGAAAUUUGAAGUCCCAUCUUUUAACGAUGAUGAAUAUGAGGAGCAUUUGCGGAUGGCCGAUUGGACAAAAGAAGAAACCCGUUACUUGUUCGAAGUUUGCCAACAAUUUGAUUUGAGAUGGCCCAUUGUAUACGACCGUUACGAUCAAACAAAAUUUGGGCAAAGAAGAUCGAUGGAGGAUUUGAAAGAACGCUAUUAUGCUGUCGUUUUUGAAUUGUCUAUGCAACGAGAAUCAGCUUAUGAGCCAAUGGGUUACGAUGCCGAACACGAACGGAAAAGAAAAGAACAAUUGACAAAGUUAUGGGAUCGGACACCAGAAGAGUGGGAAGAAGAGGAACAACUGAUUGCUGAGCUCGAACGAAUUGAAGUACGAAAAAGAGAACGAGAACGCAAGGCUCAGGAUUUACAAAAGUUGAUCAGCAUGACGGAUAUGUCUCCUGCAAGCCCCUCAGGAAGUGCUGCAUCAACUUCCCUCAAGAAAGGACAAAUUCGUCAAAAGCUUGGUUUAUCAUCGAGCGCCUCCAUGUCAUCUAGCUUUAAUCCGGAAGUUUCCGUCACACAGCUUCGCUUAGUGAAUUCCGGGGUUCUGGUGCUCAUCUUCGAAGCCAGGAGA